AUGAAGAUGCUGCCAUGGCUUCUUGUUUUCUCUGUUCUGGGUCUCAGGGCAUGGGAUACUCCCACCCUUGUCUCCCGCAAUGAGUGGGGGUCAAGAACAUUAAACUGCAGUGCCCAGUUGACACAGCCUGUGGCCUACGUCAUCAUGGACCAGCUCAUGAAGCUAGAGUGCCAGGAGCAGAACAUUUGUAGCUGGAAGCUGCGGGGACUUCAAUCUCAUUUCGUCUACACCAAAGGCUGGUGCGACCUGCCAUACAACUUCCUGAUUGGGGAUGAUGGCAGGGUGUAUGAAGGUGUUGGCUGGAACACCCAAGGCUUGCACACCCAAGGCUACAAUAACAACUCUCUGGGCAUUGCCUUUUUUGGCAGUAAGAUGGGUAGCAGCCCUACUCCUGCUGCCUUAUCAGCCGCGGAGGGCCUGAUUGCCUAUGCCAUCCAGAAGGGUCACCUGUCACCCAAUUAUAUUCAGCCACUUAUCCUGAAAAAUGAGAUCUGCCUGGUCCCUCAAAAGCCAGUGAUGCCUAAGACAGUUUGCCCUAACAUCAUCACACGAUCUACUUGGGGAGCCAGAGAAACACAGUGCCCUAAAAUGAACCUCCCCGCCAAGUAUGUCAUCAUCAUCCACACUGCUGGGAGAAGCUGCAAUAUGUCUGUGGAUUGCCAAUUUUGUGUUCGAGAUAUACAGACCUUUCUUAUGGAUCAAAGAGAUUUCUGUGACAUUGCCUAUCACUUCCUGGUGGGCCAGGAUGGUGGUGUGUAUGAAGGUGUUGGCUGGCAUACCCUAGGCUCUCACACCUAUGGAUACAACGAUAUUGCCCUAGGAAUUGCCUUCAUAGGAAACUUUGUAGAAAAGCCGCCAAAUGACGCAGCACUGGAGGCCGCCCAGAACCUGAUCGAGUGUGCUGUGCAUGAGGGCUACCUGGAUACCAACUACCUUCUGGUUGGGCACAGUGAUGUGGUCAGUAUUCUGUCUCCUGGGAAGGCUUUGUACAACAUCAUUAAGACCUGGCCUCAUUUCAAACAGUGA
Molecule: messenger RNA, 1026 nt
Organism: Chrysochloris asiatica (Cape golden mole)
Lineage: Eukaryota; Metazoa; Chordata; Mammalia; Afrosoricida; Chrysochloridae
Gene: PGLYRP3
Product: peptidoglycan recognition protein 3
Exons: 7
Coding region: 1-1026 (341 amino acids)
Biological process (GO): peptidoglycan catabolic process
Molecular function (GO): N-acetylmuramoyl-L-alanine amidase activity; zinc ion binding
Source: RefSeq, a predicted model, not a curated record